Molecule: messenger RNA, 2251 nt
Organism: Oreochromis aureus
Lineage: Eukaryota; Metazoa; Chordata; Actinopteri; Cichliformes; Cichlidae
Product: peroxisomal N(1)-acetyl-spermine/spermidine oxidase-like
Exons: 10
Coding region: 697-2184 (495 amino acids)
Molecular function (GO): polyamine oxidase activity
Source: RefSeq, a predicted model, not a curated record
UACCCUUCCGUCUAAGGACACUACCUUGUGACGUAGGUAGUUAGUGUCCUUAUGAGCAUCCUUCCCCUGAAUUCGGACACAGCCAAAGUGCAAUGAUGCUUCCUGAUGAUGCGUUUAUGGUCCGGUAAUUGUUUCCUUUUGUGUAUUGCCUUUUCCUACGGACAAGUAGUGCUCCAAAAUCCCAACUGCACGUUCCUAGUGGUGGAUGACGUGGAUGACGUUGUGCGUCGGUCAAACGGUGAUUGGUUGAGAGGUGGGCCGAAACAGGGAAGGAAAGGACAGAUGACUUCCACCAGGAGCAAGAGACGAGCUAAAAAAAAUAAUAAUGAACACAGCAAGAGAGGCACAGACAGCGGCUGUAGAGGACGCUUUUCAUUUCCUUUAACACUCUGUUUGACUUCAGCUCUUUGUAUUCUGUAACUUCAGUGUUGUCCACGGCUGGCUGAGUAGCCCACUCACCUGUAGCCUGCCACCUAUUUUCGGCACUGCCUCCAUCGACAACAGACGCUCUCUGCAGGUAGACGUGUCGUCCACGGACUGCCAACGCGUUACCACUACUGUAUAAUGUACACCGAUAUAUAAGUCACACCCCACUGUAUGCUCGAGUCACACUGUAGCUUAUUUCAUACACGCCCAGAGGUGAACUUGAGAUAAAGCUGUGAGAGCGACAGUCUUACAAUUUCAUGCGAACCAAGGAUGUCGACGAGUAAGGACCCAGAGAUAGUUAUAAUAGGAUGUGGAGUAUCGGGUAUAGCAGCGGCUCACCGGCUUGUCAAAGCUGGAUAUCGUCAUGUGCGGAUACUUGAGGCGACUGGAAGAAGCGGGGGACGAAUAAAAACGGCAGCUCUGGGUAACACCAUUACAGAGAUUGGUGCAGCUUACAUUCAUGGCCCAUCUGAGAAGAACCCAUUGUUUUGUCUGGCUCGUGACUAUGGCCUCUUGCCUCCAGAAGCCCUCAAUCCAGAGAACCAGGCUGUAGACGUGGAUGAAGAUCCUCCCUUGGUCCCCAACUGGUUCAGCAGUUCAGGUCAGAGGCUGAGUGCAGAAAGCAUGGAACCAGCUGAGGAGCUGUUUUCUGAGAUUUUGGAUAACACUUCAAAAUUUCAAAAUCCCAAAAACACAUCCUGGAAGAGUGUAGGACAUUUCAUGCGAACAAAGGCGCAGAACCAAGCAGCAGGAAGGUGGAAAGAUAAGGAUGAAACCACCAGGCAGCUGCUUCUCUCUGCCUUCAGUACUAUGCUGAAGUUUGAGUGCUGUGGAAGUGCCACUCAUAGCAUGGAUGACAUAGACCUGGCAGGGUUUUCUAUGUUUAAGAGCCUACGUGGCGUGGACUGCACGCUUCCAAGAGGAUUUGAGCGCCUAAUCGAGAACUUGAUGUCUGAACUCCCCUCUGAUUUGGUGACCUACAAUUGCCCUGUGCGCUGUGUCCACUGGAGCAACACAGAGGGUGGCUUAAGUCCUGUGACGGUUGAGUGUGAGAAUGGGGAGAGGAUUGCUGCUGAUCACGUUAUUGUCACUGUGCCCUUAGGAUAUCUGAAGAAGCACCACUCCACUCUGUUCCACCCUCCUCUCCCGGCCCACAAGCUGAAGUCAAUCGAGACACUAGGAUUUGGAACAUGUGACAAAAUAUUUGUGGAGUUUGAAUCGCCGUGGUGGGAUGCUGAUUGUGAAAUCAUCUACCUCGUGUGGGAAGACGAGGAGACUGUGUCAGACCAAGUGUCAGAUGUGAGUAAAUCCUGGAUAAGGAAGUUGGUGACAUUCACUGUGCAUAAACCUUCUGAAAAGGGUAGCCAUGUUCUCUGCGGCUGGAUUUGUGGCCAUGAGGCAGAGUAUAUGGAGACACUUCCUGAGGAGGAAGUGAGAGAAUCAAUCACAAAGCUCGUCCGUACAUUCACAGGAAACGGUACCAUCACACCAAAGAGAAUCCUGUGUUCCCGGUGGUUCACUGAUCCCUGGACAUACGGUUCCUACUGUCACCCAGCCAUAGGCUGUACAGCCAAGGACCUGAAGAACAUGAUGGAACCUCUGCCUUCACAGGAAACUCUGUCACAGCCCCUGCAGGUGUUGUUUGCCGGAGAGGCAACCCAUCCUUGCUUUUACUCCACCGUCCAUGGAGCAAUUCUCACUGGGUGGAGAGAAGCAGAUAGACUCAUCUCUCACUACUGGGCUUCUGUUAGCCCAUGAAUUCCCUGUAAUCUAAGAAAUUUAAAGAUAAAGACUUUUCUUUUAGCUUUUUUUUUUUUUUUACUAA